CAUUCCCCAACUCUCUUUACUCCGUGUCCGUAGAAGAUGGAAAGUGGAUUACCUUUGCUUAAUUGUCUCUUGCAGCAGACUCUCAGAACCAUUUGCACUUCUCCUAAUUCUUCCACUCCUUCCAAGUGGGUAUAUGCUGUCUUCUGGAGGAUAUUACCUCGAAACUUUCCUCCACCGAGGUGGGAAUUAGGAGGAACUGCUCUUGAUCUCUCCAAAGGAAAUAAAAGGAACUGGAUCCUUGUCUGGGAAGAUGGGUUCUGCGAUUUUAACGAAUGCGAGCAAAGGAAGAGUGGUAGUGGUUACUUGAACGGUAGAUUUGGAGCUGAGUUAUUCUUCAAGAUGUCGCAUGAGGUUUACAAUUAUGGAGAGGGACUCGUGGGGAAAGUUGCCGCAGAUAAUAGUCACAAAUGGGUUUACAAUGAGAGUCACAACGAGUGUGAGUCUAGCUAUGUUGCUUCAUGGAAUGCUUCAGUCGAACCUCAACCAAAGGCGUGGGAGUUUCAGUUCAAUUCAGGCAUUCAGAGUAUAGUCAUAAUCGCCGUCAGAGAAGGCGUAGUGCAAUUGGGUUCUUUCAACAAGAUAGCAGAGGACCUGAAUCUGGUGAUCAGCAUACAAAGGCAAUUCAGCUACCUUCAAAGCAUACCUGGUGUGUUUGGUAUUCAAAGACCAUACUUACGACUCCAACACCCAUACAUUGUGAAGCCUAGUUUCAUAGCAAGCAAUGCAAUGCCUCUAUAUGAUAUGGGGUGGAACACCCCACAGAAUGGAGCACCAGGCCCAUCUCUUUGUUCAGGUUCUCCUUCUCUACCAUUACCAACCAUGCCUUGCAAUUUUGGAGCUUUGCUAUCAAAGUUACCAUCUGGAAUCCCUUCCCAUAAUUCCACUCAAGUCCCUAAUGCAGGGACACAAAGCAUCAUUGAGAGAGUGAAGAUUGAAGAUUGUGAAUUUCAUCCCACCCAUGAUGAUGAUCACAAAGUAAAGUCACUCGUGAUGGAUGAUCCUAUGAUGGUGAAGGAAGGAUGGGGUUGGAGAUUAGAAUACCGUGGUGGGGAUGGAUGAAUGGACACGGUGGCCUAUCCUAAUUUGAAGCGUGGUGUUCCAUCAUCUUGUGGGGCUGUGAUGAAAACGAAAUGAAAUGAAGGCAGUGAUAAUUGAAGUCAGCAACUCAGCAUCAAGCUGCUCUGGGCGACAAUUAGUAUUUGAGUCCUGGUCCCCCAACACUGUACUGUUUCCUUGACAACUCGAGUGUAGGAAAAUUAUGUUUAUGAAUUCAUGUGUACACAAACUCUCACUCACAGACACACACUAUUUUAGAUAUUCUUGUCAGGAAUUAGGUCUCAAACCGAAAUAUACUGUGACAUAAAUUAGACUUUACAA
This is a messenger RNA of Glycine soja, 1377 nucleotides long. RefSeq names its product protein RICE SALT SENSITIVE 3-like. NCBI's taxonomy places the organism in Eukaryota, Viridiplantae, Streptophyta, Magnoliopsida, Fabales, Fabaceae. The record is from RefSeq and is a predicted model, not a curated record. The transcript has 8 exons. Bases 37 to 1059 code for a protein of 340 amino acids.